AUGCUGACAAUUCUCCAGGGAAAACGCGAUCUUGGCUUCAUCGAAGGUGAUUUGAUCGAAUGCCUCAACGCCGGAGAUGGCUCGUGGUGGGUUGGACGACUAUAUCGUGACCGCCGGACGGUCGGCUCCUUUCCCUCCAACUUUGUCAAAGUCCUUCCAGAAGAAUUUCGGCCAUCCGCGAAUCGCUCCGUCAGCCCUGUACCACCCAGUAUCGCGCCGAGCCCUUCGAGAUCGAAACCAUUCCGACGCCCGUUUGAGGCUUACGCCAAAGCUCCUCAUUACACAAGUGCAAAGACACCCAUUACAUUUCGGGAAGAGCCUGCCAAAAAGCCGGUGUCACCCGUCAAGACUCCUGUCUCUUCGGCGGCUGUCGCUAGAACCAAAACUGGCGCCACAAGUACGAGGCCGGAGCAUACUCCCUCACCGCCGCGCAUAAGACCCUACGACCCCAGAGCUGUAUCGCCCGCCCCUUCAUUCCGACGACCAGAGCCUCCCAGAGAAAACGAACUCGCCCACCAACAAUCAGCUCCUCCCCCUCCGCCACCGCAUAAGCACGUCGUGAGAGCUGGUUCGGUCGACGUCGAGCCUCCACUUGCCCUGUCCAGACAUGGUUCGGCGGUCUCCUAUCACUCACAGACUUCUCAAGUGUCACGCCAUGCAUCACAGCUUUCCUAUCAUGAGCCGGAGGAUUUCCAGAGACACACAUCAAAUGCGUCCUAUGACAAUCAUCGACAUGGUGGCCACGCUGACCAGUAUGCCACUCCGCGAAGAGCUGGCUCAUACAUGGAGCAUUCGCCUGGCGGUAGCAACGCAAUGACACCUUCACCACUCCGUGAAGCCAUGGAUGGCGUGAUGGAACAGCUCGAUGAGCUAGAAGGGCUGGGAAGUCGAUCAGGGGAGUCUCCAGAAGCGGAGAUUGAUCCCUGGGCACCGGAGUCUUUCGGCCUAGAGACUCGUGUGCCGCGUGCAUACGAGCCUGAGUUCGGCAGACCACGGACUUCAAUGGGCAUUGCUCAGUCUGACGAAGGCUACGAGACAUGGAGUGGUGAAUCCUCUCAGCUGGAGGGACAUAAGCGCAGCCGGAAAGGAGAAACACAAGAGCUGCCACAAUUGAGCAAUUACGUGGAAAGAAUGGAGAAGCGUUUCCAAAAGAUGCAUAAGCACAGCAGCAGUGUGCCCGUUGUAGACACUGACGGACCGCCUCCACCACCUCCCAAGAAUCAACACUACACGCGGCCUAGCUCUUCGGCCGGAGACCGCGCUGUGCAUGAAAGGGCACUGAAAUCGCAGAAAUCGGCGUACGACAUUAGAGAGAAGGACGCCAUCGGGCGCACAUAUACGACAAAAACAAAUACGACGAAUUCGUCGUCCGGCAACCAAAGCAACACCAGCUAUGCUACCCAGAGUAGUAGUCGAACGCUGUGGAGUGGCACGUCGGCAAGUGGCUUUAGCUCAACAAGCGCUGGAAGCAUGGCUAGAAACCACCAUAACCGAGCUCACAGCGCCGUGACCAUGCGGGAGACAGCCGACCUUGAAAGACCAGACUCACCAUUUACGGGCGUAUCCUAUCAUAGCAGCCAUGCUACGAAUGCUGGUGGCGCCGCUAGAAUAAUGUCACAAGCUGUAUACGAGGAUCCGGCUGCAGGAUUGGGCGGACUGGUACAGCCUAAAGCCCCCAAACGCAACAUUUUCAAAAAGAUCUUUGAAUCCGCCAAAACGGGCGUCGCAAAUAAUCGUGGGAAUCUCGCCGGUGGAUUAGGAUAUGAUCCGCGUAAUCCUUCACCUUUCAACCGAGCUUAUGGCGGCGGAGCCACGGGGUCUGCCCGUAUGACGGCCUUGCGUUCGAACAUGGACUCGCCACGGGAAACGGGCACGGGCUCCAUUGAUUGGGUCCAAGUGCGUCGUGACAUUAACAGAUCCAAUUCGCUAAGUAACAUCGAGAGGGCGGAACGGAGAGACCGUUGUCAAGGUCAAGAUCACCCAACCUUGAACCCGGUGGACGAGCUCUACGAAAGCAUUGAGGGCGACGAAGCAGCAGAUGGAAACCCCGUUUUGGACUCACUCAACUACCAGUCGAUUAACCUUACACAAGUGGACAAGAACUCUCGAUUCAUCAAUGAAGCUUCCCCCGCGACAACAGCCAUCUCGCUGGCAACUACAUACGUUUGUAGACCCUACCGCAGCGAUGUACAACGCCUACGAGCUAUUUUCACAUGGGUUAGCGAGAAGAUUGUCUGGGAAGAAGACUUCGAAGGCGAGAUUAACACCCGUGAGGUAAUUCAAUCCAAACGCGGGUGUGCAGAGGAGUAUGCAGUGCUCGUCAUGGAAAUGUGCCUGGCUGUUGGCAUUACGUGUGAAGUCGUACGAGGAUACCUCAAGGCCCCUGGUGAGAUAGUAGACGGCAACAUCAUGCCGCGGCCAAAUCACUGGUGGAACGCCGUGUUGGUGGAUAAUGAGUGGCGCAUGAUGGACUGCUGCCUGGCCAGCCCAUCAAACCCGAAGCGCAGCCUAUACUCGACAGUCAAUAGCACUGUGGCGGAACCUUGGUGGUUUCUCACCAGACCGUCUGAACUCUGCUGGACGCAUGUACCAGAGCACCAUGGACAGCAGCACAUUGUGCCGGCGGUGGCACACGAAAUUCUACUCAACUUACCCUGCGUCUGCCCUACUUUUUUCAAAGACUCAGUUGAAAUGGUGGACUAUAAUACUUCCUCAACGAGAAUCGAAGAUUUGGAGAUGGUUCAUCUCAAGAUGAACGUUCCCGCAGAUAUUGAGGUGGUAGCUGAAGUCGAGACUCGCGCUUACUCUCGAGACCACGAUGGAGAUGUGUUUGAGAGUGGCGAGGUAGUCAAAACGAAAGCCCUGGCGCAGGCAGAGUGGUACGGUGGCGUCAAAAGGUACACAGUCAAGGCACUGCUGCCUGGCGACGAGGGUCAGGGAGUGCUCAAGAUAUACGCAGGUACAAGAGGCUUGAUGCACAGCAUCAAAGAUGUGCCGCACCCCCUGGCUCUUGCGCUGCCCAUUAUCCACACGGGAGAAAAUCCUCCUUAUCAGUUUGUGACGCGGCACCCGACGCCACACGCGCAGCGCAAUGACAUUUACAUUGUGCAGCCACAGUGCCAGCGCUUAGCUCUCAACAACACAUUUGUAUUUGCCAUCCGCCAGCACCCAUGCCUUUCAGCUGGCGUAUUACAAUCAAGCCUGACGCCGUCAUCGAACCCUGGCCGGACAAGCCCGAAUCCCUUUGCACGCCCAAGCUCAGCUAUGAGCAUGGUUGCCUCGAGCGUCAGUGGCUCAAACCCGAGCUCCGCAAGCGGGACAGUGGCCGGCCACAAGCCAGCGAAGCUGGCUAUCCAGACGCCCGGGGGGAAGAUUCUUCGCCUGAUGAGGAAAGAGGAUCGCAAGGGUAUCACAGUCACCGGACGCGACGACGACGAGAUGAGCGACGGCGCCACAUGGGAGACGAUCAUCAAGUGCUCUGAGACGGGUAUCUGGAGAGGUCUCGUGCUGGCGGACCGAACCGCCCGCUGGUGUGUGUUUGCCGAAUGGCACUGUAUUGGCUAA
This is a messenger RNA of Beauveria bassiana ARSEF 2860, 3564 nucleotides long. RefSeq names its product variant SH3 domain-containing protein. The transcript has a single exon. NCBI's taxonomy places the organism in Eukaryota, Fungi, Ascomycota, Sordariomycetes, Hypocreales, Cordycipitaceae. Bases 1 to 3564 code for a protein of 1187 amino acids. The record is from RefSeq and is a predicted model, not a curated record. Gene Ontology annotation, molecular function: protein binding.